AUGGUGGAGCAGCCCAGUGUGCCCUCUGGUGAGGAGACUGGAAAACAACAAAAAGACAACAAGAGAAGAGGAUCAGAGACGAGGAUCAGAGACGAGGAUCAGAGACGAGGACCAGAGAAGAGGAUCAGAGACGAGGAUCAGAGACGAGGACCAGAGAAGAGGAUCAGAGACGAGGAUCAGAGACGAGGAUCAGAGAAGAGGAUCAGAGACGAGGAUCAGAGAAGUGGAUCAGAGACGAGGAUCAGAGACGAGGAUCAGAGACGAGGAUCAGAGAAGUGGAUCAGAGACGAGGACCAGAGAAGUGGAUCAGAGAAGAGGAUCAGAGACGAGGAUCAGAGACGAGGAUCAGAGAAGAGGAUCAGAGACGAGGAUCAGAGACAAGGAUCAGUGAAGAGGAUCAGAGACGAGGAUCAGAGAAAAGCAUCAGAGACGAGGAUCAGAGAAGUGGAUCAGAGAAAUGGAUCAGAGAAGAGGAUCAACAUCGGUGGGGCUGACAACAGAGCAAGAGAUGAGAAAACACUGGGUCUACUUUCUUCUGGCCCUCGUGCUGAUACAUACAGCAUCUUCACAAGGUCCUUUGCUGAUCUGGGAUUGAUUUGCACUUUUCGCACCAAUUUCUCCUUCCUGAGCGGUAUGACGGCUGCAUGGUCCAAUGGCAUAGCCAGCAGUGUGAUCUCUGUGUCUCACACACAGGACAGAGAGCAUCUGUCUAUUACCUGUCGUCUCCUGUCGGAAAACGACACUGUUUCUCAGAUCAACUGGGAGAUGAUCAGCAGUCCCAACCAUACCACUACCAAACUGAAACUGGGCACCUUCCAUCCCGUGUUUGGUACCUACGUGGUCCCAGAGUACAACGACACUGUGAAGAUCCAAAGUAGUGCCUCCAGCCGUAGUUCCAGACUCGACCUGAAGGGAGGCGCUGUGGAGGAGGUCAGCCAACUCUGCUGUGUAUUCAUCACAUUUCCCUCUGGGGUGCUGGAGCACUGUACACAUACCCGGAUCAAUGAAAACACUGCAGAGGCCCAGGAGUCAGAGGAUGCACAGCGGCUCCUAGGGGAAAGAACUUUGGAACAGUGGUUCCUGUUGGUUGGAGGCUCUACCAUCAGCAUCCUGAGCAUUGUGACCUCACUGUACUACUGCUGGAAGUACUGCUGCAGACACUGCUGUCACAGGAGGCGAAUGUUUGAGGUAGAGGCGUAUCUGACAGAUCAACACACAGAAUCAGAAGGGGUCACAGAGGAGCCCCCCCAGCAACCCCCUCUUCCCUCACCCCCCCAGCCUCAGCCCCAGGGUUUUGACCCCUCUAAGCUCUAUGCUAAGAUCAAGCUGGACCUGCUGUAUGGACGGCUGUGGAAGGCCUACCAGGGGACGGCCACAACGUGGGGCCCCACAACACAGCACGGGCCACAACAAGUGGCAGAGCCAGGGCCACAACAAGGGCCACAACAAGUGGCAGAGCCAGGGCCACAACAAGGGCCACAACAAGUGGCAGAGCCAGGGCCACAACAAGGGCCACAACAAGUGGCAGAGCCAGGGCCACAACAAGGGCCACAACAAGUGGCAGAGCCAGGGCCACAACAAGGGCCACAACAAGUGGCAGAGCCAGGGCCACAACAAGGGCCACAACAAGUGGCAGAGCCAGGGCCACAACAAGGGCCACAACAAGGGCCACAACAAGGGCCACAACAGAGGGAAGAACCGGAAGAAUCCGUUCUACAACUAGAACCAGAACAUCAACCACCUCUGGUAGGAAGAGAGGAACCAGUGACAGUGACUGAGCCUGAAACUGAGUCUGAGCUAAUACCUCCACCAACCCUGGAUCCUGGGACACAGAUGGAGGAAAUGUAGUCGGACACUGGUUUAUGAGGGGUGUGUGUGUGUGUGUGUGUGUGUGUGUGUGUGUGUGUGUGUGUGUGUGUGUGUGUGUGUGUGUGUGUGUGUGUGUGUGUGUGUGUGUGUGUGUGUGUGUGUGUGUGUGUGUGUGUGUGUUGGGAUGAAUAAUGUAUUGUUGACAUUGGUUGAAACUAUCUGUCAAUUAAUACGAUCAAUCUUUAUUGUCCCAGAGGGACAUUUAGUGUGAGAAUAUUAAACUCAUCUGAACUUUUAAACAGAGUUAAGGGUUUAAUGACCAUUGGCUUUUUAAAGAGACCUGUUAUUACAAGGAGUGAGACAGUGUAUGUUUGUGGCUUUCUGUUAAAUAUAACUGAGUUAUACUGAUUCAUGACCAAUAUACAGCAUAUAAAAUAUUUUUAUGUUGUACUUAACAGUUUUGCUUGUUUUGCAACAAGAUAUUUCAUUGUUCUACUGUAGGCGUAUUACUGAAACCCUUUGAAUAUCUUUUUGCUGUAUACUUAAAUAUGCUUUGUAUACUUUUAUUUCAAUAAAAAAAUCGGACCAUCAAAA
Messenger RNA from Oncorhynchus kisutch (coho salmon), 2403 nucleotides. RefSeq lists its product as uncharacterized. Gene Ontology annotation, cellular component: external side of plasma membrane. The record is from RefSeq and is a predicted model, not a curated record. NCBI's taxonomy places the organism in Eukaryota, Metazoa, Chordata, Actinopteri, Salmoniformes, Salmonidae. The transcript has 9 exons. Gene Ontology annotation, biological process: positive regulation of immunoglobulin mediated immune response; positive regulation of natural killer cell cytokine production; cytokine production. Gene Ontology annotation, molecular function: cell adhesion molecule binding. Bases 1 to 1848 code for a protein of 615 amino acids.